UACAACGUGGAAUUGGGCUAUACUACUAUAACAAAACCAGUAAGGUAGGUAAAUAGACGACGUUCGGUACGGUACCGUUCUUGGCGUAUUAAUAUAUUUUUGUAUUUGUAUAAGUAGCCUAUUGUGUUUCUUUAUUUUUGUAGCAGUUUUUUUGAAGAUUCAUUUUGGCUUAGGUUGUACAGUUGUACCAGUACCGGUAUAGUUUAUCAAAAUACAGAAAAUAAUAUUCUUAUUCCUGUAUUCAUUACAGUGUCUAAUAAUCGAUAAUUUAUCCAUAAAGCAGUAAAGUAAUGGCUAGGUCAGCGAAUUUUGUCAAUAGCGAAAAGCAGCUCCUUGUCCAGAUAAUUAGCGAACAUCCCCAAGUGGAGUCAAAAAGAACGGACAAGGUGUCAGUUGUGCAAAAGAAUUUGGCUUGGAAGCAAAUCGAAGCCAAAUUCAAUGCAACUGGCACCUUGUGUCGCCGAACUGAAAAAAAUCUGAAGGAUGCGUGGAAAAACAUCAAAAACAAAGCAAAGCAAGACAAUGCCCAACGCAAACGCCAUUUGAGGCAGACAGGAGGUGGGCCUGGUGUACCCACCGAUGAACUCAGCGAGAAAGUUGAGGCUCUCAUUCCUAGACAAAUAAAUUGCCUUGCGAACAACUUCGAUGAUGACAAUCAAAUUGAAAGCUCGCUCGAAGAACAAACAUACACACUUGUUUCAGUAGCUGAGGAAUCUUCAUCUUUCUCAGAUGGUAACGAAUCAGCAGUUUUGCAGACAUUGAGUACAGAUAGACAGUGUAGCAGCACAAUGGAUGAUUUGAGAAGAAGGGUGUUGACAGAGAAGUUGGAGGCAAUGGCGGAGGAGAGGAAAAUGAGAAGGGAAGAGCAUGAUAUAAAAAUGGAGUAUUACCGUAAAAAAAUAGCUAAGUUAGAAUGAAGGAUUUUAUUGUUUUAUUUGUUUUUGUUGCAAAAUGGUUAAUUAAAACAAGAUUGAUACAAGAUUGUUAAUUAUUUUGGUGGAUGUACUGAGAUAUAUGUUUUCCC
Molecule: messenger RNA, 1024 nt
Organism: Styela clava
Lineage: Eukaryota; Metazoa; Chordata; Ascidiacea; Stolidobranchia; Styelidae
Source: RefSeq, a predicted model, not a curated record